Molecule: messenger RNA, 3486 nt
Organism: Anneissia japonica
Lineage: Eukaryota; Metazoa; Echinodermata; Crinoidea; Comatulida; Comatulidae
Product: kanadaptin-like
Exons: 12
Coding region: 120-2501 (793 amino acids)
Molecular function (GO): mRNA binding; protein binding
Source: RefSeq, a predicted model, not a curated record
CCUUUUCUAAUAAGUUGAGGGGUUAUAAAAUGGCCCCGUCCAUGGAACGAAGUUUGAAGGUCGUAUUCUCGUGUUGUUAGCACUUAUUUUCAUAGAAUUGUGGCUUUGAAUUAGUAAAUAUGUCGGAGAAACUGAAAGAAGACGAUUCAAGUUUAGUGUCGCCUGAUUUGUCCCAGUCAGAAGUCAAAGAUGAUAACUCCAAGCCUGUUCAUAAAUUUAGGCCGAUGGAGCAGGUCGUGUCUGAAGCGAUUGUCCCCGACUCAAACGACCCUACAAGCACAACAAUGGCUGGGCCUAAGCCAGAUCUCGGUGGUAGUUUCAAAAUGCCAAUUUUUAAAGGUCCGAUUCGAAAGACAUCAAAGGUAAAAAACUUUAAAACCCCGUCAGAGAAAUCGCCUGCUGAUUCAACAAAAUCACCAACAGUGUCAGUGCCAGUGCCACCAGAAAAAAGGAAUGAAAAUGAAAGAGAUUCUGAUGAGAAAUUAAAGAAGACUAAAAGGUCUCCAGCAGAAAUUCUAGCCACUCCCCCUCCUCCAUAUCGUGAGCCUGCGUGGAGUGGCAUUCCUGAAGAUGAGUACUAUCUUGAGGUUCUGAAGGGUGGAACAAUCUGUGCGAAAAUUGGACUGAAUGAUCAUCCUUUUCAUUUAUUUGGUAGGCUGGAAACCAAUCACGUCCAGCUAGAUCAUCCGUCUCUGUCACGCUACCAUGCAGUGCUGCAGUAUCGAUCUGUUGGCGACAAUAAUCAUGACCCUGGGUUUUAUUUGUAUGACUUGGGUAGCACUCACGGAACAACGUUAAACAAAAAUAAGAUAGAGCCCAAGGUUUACUGUAGGGUACAAGCCGGGCACAUGUUUAAACUCGCUGGUAGCACCCGGUUGUAUAUACUACAGGGAGGAAAAUCAGAUGCAGAAUUUCAAAAUAUGCGCAAUGAUCUAUCUGUUGAGCAAUUGAAAGAUAUGCAACUGAGACAGAUGGAAGCGAAGGAAAUUCUCAGGAUGAAAGAAGAAGAAGGGAAAAUAGAAAAAGUUUCAGAAGAUUCUGACACCGGAAUCUCAUGGGGAAUGGCUGAAGAUGCAGAUGCAGAGUCUGAUCUAUCCCACAAUCCAUUUGCAUUGGAUGCAGAUGACGAUAAAGAAGCUCCUUACCUAAAGGAUCCGAAGAAGGCGCUACGAGGGUUUUUCGAAAGAGAGGGGAAUGAGCUUGAAUACAAGGUUGAAGAAAUGGGAAUUGGUAGAAGUCAUCAGUACAUAUGCAAAGUUCUGCUUCCCCUGGAUGAUCCUAGUGGAAACCCUAUUGUAGCGGAGGCUGCUGUGUCUGGUAAAAAGAAGGAAGCUGUGUUAGCUUGUGCACUAGAAGCUUGCAAGAUCCUAGACCGGCAUGGAGUACUAAGGCAGGCUAAACAUGAAAGUAAAAAGAGGAAGAACAAAAACUGGGCUGAAGAUGAUUACUAUGACAGUGACGAUGAUACAUUCUUAGACCGAACUGGAGAAAUAGAAAAGAAAAGAUUAAAACGAAUGCAGAAAGCAGGAGCAGAAAAACAGGAGCUGUUAACUUACGAUAAACUGUUGCUACAGCUCCAAGAUGUUGAAAAAGAGAUGAAAAAAGCUGAGGAGAACUUGGCAAUUAUGGCUCAAGGUAAAAUGGAGCAUAUGCCUGAGGAUUCAUUAGACGCUUUCAUGGACUCCAUUAAAUGUGGCUUUAAAGAUAGAAACCAACGUGCUAAGCUAAAACUAAGACUUGUGGAUCUCCGAAAGGAAGAAAUGAAAUUAAAGAAGCUAAUAAACAUCGCAAAACCUGCUAAAAUGCCUGAAAUAAAAAGCUCAUUCGCAGGUGAUGGUAUUAGCAGUGAAACCAAACCUAAGAUGCAAGCCAUGAUCGGAAAGAUGCAUGGAGCAAAGAAAUUUAGGUUUGCACCAUUGGUAACCAAGGUUCCCACUGUUACGGUGUCAUCACCAAUGGAACAAGAAGAAGAGGAGGAGGAUGAAGAGGAAUAUGGUGGAGAAAAAAAUGUAAAUAAGAUGGAAGUCGAGGAAGCAGAAUGCCAACCAGAUUCUAACCAAUCGCGGAGCCAAUCACGGAGCAAAAGUGAUGAUGACCCAGCUAACAUUCAUACCUCAGAAAGUUUCAACUAUUCCACACAAUCUGAAAAUCAUGAAGUCUUGUCAAGCUUGCCAUCACAUUUAACAAAGGGCUCUUCAAGUGGCACUGAACUGUCAAAGUUAUCUACUAAAGGACCCUCACUACCACCAAUUAAAGGACCAGUUUUUCGUCCCAGAGUUUCUGCAGCAUCGUUACCUAAGGGACCAUUUUUGCCUUCAGGCUAUAAUGAUGAGGUAGAAGAAGAGGAUGAAGAUGAGGAGGAAGAAAGAAAACCAAUGUUGUACACAAAAAAGACUAAGGUGACAGAAGAAGCUACAGACGAAGAUAUUAGUGACUGGGUUCCACCCAAAGGUCAAACAGGGGAUGGCAGGACAAGCUUAAAUGACAAGUUUGGAUAUUAAUUCUUCGCAAGCAACAGUUUAUAGUAAAACAAAUUUGCAGAAGUAAUAGAGGGAUUUAGCGAUGACUCUUUACAGGCUGUCACGUGACCUAACUUGGGUGUACAUGAAAAACAUUACAGUGCGAUAGCAUAGGAAAAGGUAAAGUUAUGGUUGCCAAAACAAUUACCCACUGUUAACGUGAGAAGUAAAUGGCUAGGAAAGGCAAUACGAUUGUCCAAAAUAGUGUUUAUUUACUUAUCCUAGCGUUCUCCUUGGAUUGUAUCCUUUGAAAUUUAAGUAAUCCUUCAUAAACCUUAGCUGGCCCUAACAUCGCAGCAGAGUUCGCGGGUUGAAGACCAUCAUGCAUACCUAACCAUGCCAUAGACAUGCAGGGGCCUAGGCCUAACAUUUGUCAAAAAAUCUCAAUGUUUGCGGACAGUAUCCUUUAUAGCAUUAGCAAAACAUUAAGGCGAAAUUCUUAAGUUUAAUUUCCAAUCACUUUGGUAUAGUUUACUGGGAAUUCUGAUGAUCUUUACAGCAAUAAACAAGGGACGGCCGCGAUAAAAAUCCUUGUUUCUCACUCAAUGGUCAGUAGGGCGCUUUCAAUUGCACGAUGACAGGACGUAGAACGUAACAACGUCACUAAAAGUCAUCUACGCAUGCGAGAACGUUAAGGUCACCUCGUCGAGUAGAUUCUGGAACACAAUUUGGCCAAAUCUUUGUAUGCAGAGAACGUAGGUGGUCACACAUGAGUGAUUCCAUUCUAGUGUCACAUCGUCGCACAAAUCGAAAGCUUCCUAAUAUAAUUUUAUAUCAGAUGAUCAAGACAAAUGACAUGAAAUGUCAUCAUGUGCAAAGUCACAAGAGGUUCUCAUAAUAAAAAGCAGUAGCGAAUUGAUAUAUCUUUAAUUAUAAUCUUUUAUGAUUACUAUCAUUUUCUUUGACUGUAUAUUACACUACUGUACAUUUUUUUGUAAUAAAAUUGCUAUGAAAUCACGAAUAUUAA